UCUUCAUCUAAACAGACAAACAACUAUGCAGCUCGUUUACUCCACUUCCAACCGCGUCUUUUGAGUCAACAAACCAUAGUGUAGAAUUUCUGUGAUCUUAACUUAUAAGUUCCAAAAUUUUCCUUGUUCUUUUUUCAGUAUCUUUUUUCUGUUCAAUUUUGUUAGCUAAGAUGGGAAAAGGAGAGGGUCCGGCGAUCGGAAUUGACUUGGGAACGUGCUACUUAUGUGUGGCAGUUUGGCAACGUAAUCGGGUGGAGAUCAUACCCAAUGAUCUGGGGAACCGUACCACACCAUCUUAUGUGGCUUUCAAAGAAACUCAUCGCUUGAUUGGUCAGGCAGCUAAGGACCAGGUUUCCAUGAACCCCACCAACACUGUUUUUGACUCUAAACGUUUGAUUGGAAGGCGAUUCAAUGAUGAAUCUGUGCAACGUGACAUGAAACUGUGGCCAUUCAGGGUGAUUGCUGACCCUGAUCAUGGGAGGCCCAUUAUUGCGGUCACAUACAAGUAUGAGGAAAAACAUUUUUUGGCUGAAGAAAUCUCUUCAAUGGUACUCGUAAAGAUGAAGGAGAUUGCUGAGGCUCACUGCGGUUCAAAGAUCAAGGAUGCUGUCAUUUCUGUCCCAGCUCGUUUCAAUCACUCACAGCGUCAAGCCACAAUGGAUGCCGGUAUCAUUGCUGGUCUGAAUGUGAUGCGGCUUAUCAAUGAGCCAACUGCUGCUGCUAUUGCAUAUGGGCUUGACAAGGAUGAUGGUACAGGUGAGAAGAAUGUGCUCAUCUUUGAUCUUGGUGGUGGGACAUUGGAUGUCUCACUUCUUACCGUUGAAGAGGGUAUCUUUGAAGUGAAAGCUACGGCUGGUGAUAAUCAUUUGGGAGGUGAAGAUUUUGACAGUAGAAUGGUGAACCAUUUCAUUAAAGAGUUCAAGGGAAAGCAUAAUAAGGAUAUUACUGGGGGUAAGGCUUAUAGGAAGUUGUGGAAUGCUUGUGAAAGGGCUAAGAGGAUGCUCUCAUCUAACACUAAAACAACAAUUGAGAUUGAUUCUUUGUAUGAUGGUAUUGACUUCUACUCAUUUAUCACCCGAGCCGAGUUUGAGGAGCUUAACCUGGAUUUACUCACAACGUGUAUGGGGCCUGUUGAGAAGUGUUUGAGGGAUGCUAAGAUGGACAAAAGCACUGUCCAUGAUGUGGUUCUGGUUGGAGGGUCUACGAGGAUCCCCAAAGUUCAGAAAUUGUUACAGAACUUCUUUGAUGGGAAGGAGCUCUGCAAAAGAAUUAACCCUGAUGAGGCUGUUGCUUAUGGUUGUGCUGUGCUGGCUGCAAUUCGCAAUGGUGAGGGUAAUACGAGAGUGGAAAAAAUCUUGUGCAUAGAUGUCACCCCUCUUUCUCUCGGUUUUGAGACCUCUGGAGAUUUAAUGACUAUGUUGAUUCCAAGAAACACCAUUAUUCCCACCAAAAUGGAGCGGUAUUUCACAACCUAUUCUGAUGAACAGGUGGUUGUGACCAUCCCGGUUUAUGAGGGUGAACGUGCCAAAACAAGUGGUAACAAUUUGCUGGGCAAGUUUGAGCUCUCUGGUAUUCCUCCAGCUCCUAGUGGAGUUCCACAAAUUACUGUUUGUUUUGACGUUGACGUUGAUGGAAUCUUGAACGUUUCUGCCGAGGACAAAACCUUUGGAAAGAGGAAUAACAUUACAAUCACUGAUAAGUGCGGGCUCUCCAAAGAAAAGAUUAAGAAAUUAGUGCAGGAGGCUGAGAGGUACAAGGCUGAGGAUGAGGAGCAUAACAUGAAGGCCAAAUCAAAGAAUGCACUUGAGAACUACGCUUUCAACAUGAGGAACACAUUUAGAGAUGAAGAGACUGUUGCUAAGGUUUGUGCUGUGGACAAAAAGAUGGUUGACGAAGUAAUUGAGGAGACUAUCGAUUGGCUUGAAAGGAACCAGAUUGCUGAGGCAGACGAAUUUGAGGAUAAGAUGAGCGAGCUGGAGAGCAUCUGCAAGGCAGUAAUUGCCAUGAUUGGUCAAGGCGCUGAUGAUGACGUGGGUGAAGCCACACUUGAGGAUGAACAGCACAUGGAGGAGAUUAAGAUUCAUCAAGGUGUUGAUUGUGACAUGAAUGUAUCUACUCAAGAGGAUACGAAGCCUAAGAAGGAGAUUAACAUUUGUCAGGGUUCUAAUGGUCACAUGGCUAUAGCCAUGGAAGAGGUCAAUAAGCUUCAGAAUGAGAUUAAGGACAAAGGGCAGGAGGCUGAGAAGAAUAUAGUUCAGGAUAAGGAGGAUAAGAAGAAGGAGAUUAAGGACAAAGGUCAGGAGGCUGAGAAGAAUAUAGCUCAGGAUAAGGAGGAUAAGAAGAAGAUUAAGGACAAAGGGCAGGAGGUUGCGAAGAAUAUAGCUCAGGAUAAGGAGGAUAAGAAGAAGGAGAUUAAGGACAAAGGGCAGGAGGCUGAGAAGAAUAUAGCUCAGGAUAAGGAGGAUAAGAAGAAGAAGGUUGAGAAGUACAAGGCUGAUGAUAAGGAGCAUAAAAAGAAGAUUGAGGCAAAGGAUGCAUUGGAAAAUUGUGCUUACUACAUGAGGUACAAAAUCAACGAUGUGAAGAAUGCUUUGAAAAAGACUGAAGAUGCAAUUGAGCAGGCCAUCCUCUGGCUUCAAAGGAACCAGCUUUCUGAGGCAGAUGAGUUUGUGGAUAAAAUGAAGGAGCGUUACCAAGAUGUACCCAGAGGCGGCUUGAUGCAUUUGGGAGGCUAAGGCUACCGCAUCUCUUGCUCUAUCAUUCAGCCGGCCCUAGAUGUACCAAGGAGCUGGUGGUGAUUAUGGUAAAUGAUUCUCUUGCACAUUUCCUUGCUUAAUAACUUAUUAAGAAUGUUGUUGCUGACAGAACCAUAAUUCUCUUAAGGUCUCCCUUUGUAAAUUUGGUAGUAGCUUAUUAAUAAUGUUGUUUAUAAAGAUGUAGCAACAGCCUUAUUGUAAUCUUGUUUUGGUUUACCUCUAUGAAGCUAUAUUUAUCAAAUAAAGAAUAUUUCUAGUCAAGCUAAAGCUGCUGCUGAAGAAAUAGUUGCUGCAGACAACACCGAGAACAGGGGAAGUCAAGAACUAGAAGGACAGAAGAACGACUUGUAGUUAGCUGUUGUAAACGACUUGUAGUUUAGUUGAUUGUAUAUGUGUUUGUUUAGUAAACUCACACGUGACACAUGUGCCAAGAUCUGUUAGUAUUA
Molecule: messenger RNA, 3202 nt
Organism: Quercus lobata
Lineage: Eukaryota; Viridiplantae; Streptophyta; Magnoliopsida; Fagales; Fagaceae
Product: heat shock cognate 70 kDa protein 2-like
Exons: 3
Coding region: 171-2735 (854 amino acids)
Molecular function (GO): ATP binding; ATP-dependent protein folding chaperone
Source: RefSeq, a predicted model, not a curated record